CCCAAUGGAGGAUGGCGGUUGGAAUACUAUUGAAUCUGAUCCAGCAGUCUUUACUCAACUCUUGGAGGAUCUUGGUGUCAAAGAUGUCAAAGUAGAAGAAGUUCUACAGUUAGAUGCAGCUUUCUUACGUAGUUUAGAGCCAGUUCACGGUCUCAUAUUUCUAUUCAAGUGGUUGCCAGAUCAAGGAAGCGAACAAGAAUUGUCCUUUUCUCAAGAUGUCGAUUUAUUCUUUGCCAAUCAAGUAAUCCAAAAUGCUUGUGGCACUCAAGCACUACUCUCUGUUGUUUUCAAUGCAAAGGACUUGGAACUAGGCUCUGAACUUGCCGAGUUUAAGGAAUUCACCAAAGACUUUGAUCCACAAACCCGUGGUUUGGCUCUGAGUAACUCGGAAACGAUUCGUUCUGCACAUAAUAGUCUAUCAGGAUUGCAGCAUUUCUCUUUUGAGUUUGAUGAGAAAGAGAAAAGCGAUUCUUUUCACUUUAUAAGUUACGUUCCAUUUCAAGGAAGGAUUUACGAAUUAGAUGGUUUGAAGAAAGGCCCCAUCUGUAGAGGUUCAUAUACUGCGGAAAGACAUUGGACAGAUGUAGCUAUCUCAGAGAUAGAGAAACGUAUUGAACGAUAUGGUGAAGGAGAAAUACGUUUCAAUUUGUUGGCAGUUGUGAGGGAUCCUUUAAAGAUAUGGCAACAAGAAUUGCUAUCUUAUCAAACUGCCUUGGAAAGUUGUUCUCUGGAAGUGGAACGGAUGAGUAUUUCCAUGCAAAUGAAGGAGAUACAAACUCGCAUGGAAGAUGAGAAGAGGAGAAGUAUUCGAAGAGAGUCGAACAGGAGACGGCAUAAUAUGUUACCAUUUAUCUUUCAUUUGUUCAAAUGGUUGCAUGAAAAUAGUGACUUGUCAUUUACAUAGGAAUAUGAAAGAAUGUAUGAGACUUUAUUUACAUUGUUCGA
This is a messenger RNA of Galdieria sulphuraria, 945 nucleotides long. Its product is annotated as ubiquitin carboxyl-terminal hydrolase L5. The coding region runs from base 5 to 904 and encodes 299 amino acids. NCBI's taxonomy places the organism in Eukaryota, Rhodophyta, Bangiophyceae, Galdieriales, Galdieriaceae. Gene Ontology annotation, biological process: protein deubiquitination; ubiquitin-dependent protein catabolic process. The transcript is spliced from 5 exons. Gene Ontology annotation, molecular function: cysteine-type deubiquitinase activity. The record is from RefSeq and is a predicted model, not a curated record. Gene Ontology annotation, cellular component: cytoplasm.